Molecule: messenger RNA, 691 nt
Organism: Racocetra persica
Lineage: Eukaryota; Fungi; Glomeromycota; Glomeromycetes; Diversisporales; Gigasporaceae
Source: the annotation of a GenBank genome assembly
UCCCGUGAUUAUAAUACUUUUAUGUGUCGGCGCACUCGGUUACAUAAUAUUCGUUCUUGCUGAGAAUUAUAUAGUUACUGAACCAAUUGCUCCACCUACACAAUCCGGAUUAGAGUUCAUGCCUUACGCUCUUGGUGUGGCAGCUUUCUUACUCCUGACCGGUCAACUAUUCUCUCGAACAGACAAAAUACAGUUUCGAUUAGUGACUCUAAUUGCUUCGGCAUUGACAAUAAUUGGUUCCGGAUUAACCAUUAUAUGGAGAGAAAAUACUAGAUAUGGUGAAUAUAUAGGAUACAUGUUAAUUGGCGGUAUUGGAAUGGGUGCAGGUUUUCAAGGCACUACAUUAUGCGUUCAGGGAUUGGUUGAGCCGAAGGAUAUAGCUUCGGUUACUACAUUAUCUUUUUUUUUUAGGAGCAUUGGGGGUGUUUUUGGAAUUGCAAUGUCAGGAGCAGCAUUUAAUAAUAGACUUUCUCAUGAAUUAAGUACUUUAACUUUACCUCCAUCUUUUUCAACACAAUCCGUAUAUACUAUACAAUCAUUGCCACCAGAUACACGGCUAUUGGUCAUUCACGCUUAUGUGUUAGCAUUUCAAUUCACCUUUAUGCUUUUCACAAUAUAUAGUGCGUUAAUGUUUGUUACAGCGUUGUUUAUGGGAAAUAGUAAACCAAUACAUGAGGAUGGAGAAAAAUGA